AUACACAUAUAUAUAUACUGCCCAAAAACCAAUCAAACACCAAAGAGCCAGAAAUUCACUUUUUUCAGCUGAACAUUUAAUGAACACUAUGUGGAAGAGAUGUUAUACUGUACUAGAAUGGGAAGAUAAAGACUCCAUUUCUGAAACUUGUUAGGAGCAAUCUAGUAGGGGAUAUAAAUGCAUAGCAUGAUAUAACCCAUAAGAAAUGACAAUUUAAAAAGUAAAUACUCUUAACAAUAACAUAUAUGAGGAGUAAGUACUUUUCACUGUGGAAUCAAGAGGUAUCAAGAAGAGGCAGCAUUUCAACUUUGACUUGAAGGUGACUGGUAUUUCAAUAGUUGGUCAUAUAGAGAAAAUAGGCACUUAGAAUAAAAUGUGUUACAUUUUAAUUGCUUGCCAGACAACCAUAUUUAAUCAUCAUCCUAGACAAUUGCUCACAUUUAUUUAGCAAGCCACAUGUUUCUGAGAGUUUUACAAUAUUAACUAAUUUCAUCCUCACAAAAUAUGAGUGAAGUUAUAACUCAUUUUAUAGGUGAGGAAAGGAACUCAGAAAGAUUAGGUCAGUUUUGUAGGUCAGAUAACUAAAAAAUGGCACACCUGGAAUUUGGACUCAGUCAUUUGACCUAUAGAGAUCAUAUUUUUAAUCUCCGUGUCCGUCUGUGUUUAUUUAGGUUGAGAUGGCUUAAUUUGGAUACAGAGGAUAAGCCAGAGCCAGUAGAUCCUCUCGCAAAAUUGAGCUUGUGUGUCAUCUAUAAUAAUGUGGUAAACACACAUUUUAACUGAAUCAAUGAAGUAAUGUAAAAUGAGAAGAUAGAGGGAUCAGCUUAAGAAAUUACAUUUAUAGCAAAACACUAUUUUGGAGUUUAAAGUAUGUCAUCAUGGCAAAGUUUCGGAGAAGGACUUGCAUCAUUUUGGCAUUUUUUAUUCUAUUUAUUUUCUCUCUGAUGAUGGGUUUAAAAAUGCUGAGACCAAAUACAGCUACAUUUGGAGCUCCUUUUGGACUUGAUCUUCUUCCAGAACUUCAUCAACGAACUAUUCAUUUGGGGAAAAAUUUUGACUUCCAAAAGAGUGACAAAAUCAACAGUGAAACAAAUAGCAAGAAUUUAAAAAGUGUUGAAAUCACUAUGAAGCCUUCCAAAGCCCCUGAACUUAACUUGGAAGAACUACCACCUCUGAAUUACUAUCUACAUGUAUUUUAUUAUAGUUGGUAUGGAAAUCCACAAUUUGACGGUAAAUAUAUACAUUGGAAUCAUCCAGUGUUGGAGCACUGGGACCCUAGAAUAGCCAAGCAUUAUCCGCAAGGGAGACACAACCCUCCAGAUGACAUUGGCUCCAGCUUUUAUCCUGAAUUGGGAAUUUACAGCUCUCGGGAUCCUUCUGUCAUAGAAACUCAUAUGAGGCAAAUGCGCUCAGCUUCAAUUGGUGUACUAGCCCUCUCUUGGUACCCACCUAAUGCAAAUGAUGAAAAUGGAGAACCUACUGACGACUUGGUACCCACUGUUUUGGAUAAAGCUCAUAAAUAUAACCUGAAGGUUACUUUUCACAUAGAACCAUACAGCGAUCGAGAUGAUCAAAACAUGUACAAUAAUGUCAAGUAUAUUAUAGACAAAUAUGGAAAUCAUCCGGCCUUUUACAGGUACAAGACGAGGACUGGCAAUGCUCUUCCUAUGUUCUAUAUCUAUGAUUCCUAUAUCACCAAGCCUGAAAAAUGGGCCAAUCUGUUAACCACCUCAGGGUCUCAGAGUAUUCGCAAUUCUCCUUAUGAUGGAUUGUUUAUUGCACUUCUAGUAGAAGAAAAACAUAAGCAUGAUAUUCUUCAAAGUGGUUUCGAUGGAAUUUACACAUAUUUUGCCACAAAUGGUUUCACUUAUGGCUCAUCACAUCAAAAUUGGGCUAGCCUAAAAUUAUUUUGUGAUAAAUACAACUUGAUAUUUAUCCCAAGUGUAGGCCCAGGAUACAUAGAUACCAGCAUCCGUCCAUGGAACACGCAAAACACUCGGAACCGAAUCAAUGGGAAGUAUUAUGAAAUUGCUCUGAAUGCAGCACUUCAGGCACGCCCCAGUUUAAUUUCUAUCACCUCUUUUAAUGAGUGGCAUGAAGGAACUCAGAUUGAAAAAGCUGUUCCCAAAAGAACCAGUAAUACAGUGUACCUAGAUUACCGUCCUCAUAAACCGGGUCUUUACCUAGAACUGACUCGCAAGUGGUCUGAAAAAUACAGUAAGGAAAGAGUAACUUAUGCAUUAGAUCACCAGCUACCUGUUUCAUAAUGCAUUGAUUAAAGUUUAAUAGUUAUCAGGAUCACCUAAUUUUUAAAAGUAGCUUUUGUUUUGAGUUAUGGAAAGAAAACUCAAAAUCAGUAUACAUUAUUAUCUUUAAAAAAUAUUUUUUAAAUUCUUUACAGAUAAUAUUGCCAGCCUUCACAAUACCACAUUGAGAAAAUGUCUGAGACAAAAUUUGUGCAAAUUAUUCCUUAUGGCAUAAUUUACUGCAUUUCUGACUGAAAUCAAAAUUCUGAUUUAAUGACAAUUGAAUUUUUAUUUUACAAUGAAUAAAUGCUUGUGUUACCCAAAGCACUUAGCACAAGUUAAAUUAUAUUUAUAUCCUAGUCCCAAAGAAAUAGGAUUGUGUGUAUAUUUGGGAUAUCUAUUAAAGAAAAAAAAAAACCCUGAAAGAUAAUGUACAUGUUUUAUUUGGUAUUUUUAAAAUAAUUUAAUCAACUUUUACUGUGUUAGUAUUCAGAUUCUGGAUAACUCUUUAGUAAUGAUGAUAUUCAUAAGAAUAACAAAAUCAUUGUAAGUUCUUUUCAGUUUUGCUGUGAACCUGAAACGGCUUUAAAUUAAUAGUUUUUUUAAAUUUAAUUAUAUAAAUUAAGCCUUACUACGAUCAAAUUGUAUUAGGAAGGCCUGCUAUCUACAACACAAUGAUUCACUUGCAGAUUUGUGGUUACCCAUAGCUUGCUAGGUUUUUGGCAUGUUUAGUGUUUCUGCUUUACAGUGCUAGAUUCUGUAUUUUAGAAGCUUUGGAAAGUCCCUUUAUGAAACCUAAUGAUUGCUUGUCAGUUAUUAGGUAAACAAUUGUGUCACAAUUACUAUGUAGAUAUGAUGCCCAAAAUGUCAUUUUUAGUAUAUCUUGUCCAUUUUUAAGUUGUUACCAUUCUAUUAUUCAUGUCUUUAAAUCAGAGACCAAAUAUUUUCUAGGAAAUAAAAAUGUUAUUACUGUCAUUAGAUUGUCUUUUGAUAUUUUAAGUUAUUUUGACCAAAAGUAAUAGGGAAAAUUUACUUAGUAUUUUAGAUUUUAGAGACAUGGAAAUGAAAAUUAUUUUAUAUCUAGGGUAAGUCCUGAAGUUGGGCUUUACAUUAAGUUUAACACUGUAUAAUAAUGAAGAAACUAAUAUUUUACUUAAAAGCUAAUACUUUCAAAUUUUUAUGUAGUAAUAUCCCCAUUUUAUAGAUGUUAAGACUUUUAUACCUAUAGGUUAAAAUACUUGUGAUCAGUAACUUGUCACAUUAUGACAAGUUGAUCACUUGUGUACUAAAGAUAAAUAUCUUUAAAAACUAAAUAAAAUGCACUCUAUUCUUACAAUUAAUGUUUAUAACUAUAGUAAAAAAAGUAAUGUAUAUUGUGUUACAUAAAUGUUAUUUCUUAGGUGUUAAGAGGAGCAAUAGGAUAAUGCUAAAAACUAAUGCCUAUAAAUCUUCAGAGUAUUAAGUCAUCCAUUCAGAAACAUAAAUUAGCACUAAAUUUAUUAUAAAAUAACUCAUCAGAAGACAAAAUUUUAUUUUUAAACAGCAGUUUUGAAAUAAAUUAUGUUAUUGAAGAGAGGCAAUUUAAUGUUAAAUUUGUUUAUAAUUUAUGAAUUUGUCAUUUAUCAGAGAAUGACCAGGCAUUAGGAAAUUAAUACAGCAGUAGUAAUCAUUAUUUUCUAGGGGAAAAUAAAAUAAUAAAUCACUAUACUGAUAUUUUGAUAUAACCAAGCACCUAUAUAGUAAUAACUAUAUAGAUGUAACCUGUGGAUUUUUUCUUAUAUCCAUUUAACUAGAAUAUAUUAUUUUAGGGAUAAUUUAUAAGUGUCAUACCUAAUACUCUUUUAUAAUAUACCAUAUUUCAUUAAAGUUUUGUUAGCGAAGUAUCUACCACAGAGAAAUUUUUGUCAUUGUUUAUGUUGUGUAUUUGAACCCACCACGACAGAAAAUAAAUUUUUGGAAAUAGUUGUGAGAUUAAGGGAAAGUCUAUAAAAACAAGGUCAGCAAAUUCUCAACACGGAUACCACCACUUUUUGUCUUGUUCCCAUUAUAGACAUGGCGAAUCCACACAACAUGCUUCACCUCUAAGCUUUGUUGUGAUUCCUCAACACAUUACCUUAACCAGCCAGCAGUAACAGAUUUCAAAGUAAUCUAAAGCAGAUCCUGUCUUCAUUGCAAAAAGUUAUUCUCAGUGGAAGAAUGGCAUCUCAUCUCAUAAUUACUUACCAGUUUAUAUUAAUAUAUGUUUUUUCUCCAUUUUUAAUAAAAUAAUUACAGUCAUCCCUCAGUGUCUAUGGAGGAUUGGAUUCCAAUUACCCCUAUAGAUACCAAAGUCUGCAGUUGCUCAAAUCCCUGAUACAAACUGGUAUAGUAGUUGCAUAUAACCUAUGCACAUCCUCCUGUGUACAUUAAAUCAUCUCUGGAGUACUUACAACACUUAAUACGAUAUAAAUGCUAUGUAAAUAAUUGUUAUACUAUAUUGGUUAGUGAACAAUGACACGAAGAAAAGGUCUGUAUAUUUUCAGUGCAGACAUUGUUUUUUGUUUUUUGUUUUUUUUUUUUU
Molecule: messenger RNA, 4806 nt
Organism: Sapajus apella (tufted capuchin)
Lineage: Eukaryota; Metazoa; Chordata; Mammalia; Primates; Cebidae
Gene: MANEA
Product: mannosidase endo-alpha
Exons: 5
Coding region: 879-2267 (462 amino acids)
Cellular component (GO): Golgi apparatus
Molecular function (GO): alpha-mannosidase activity
Source: RefSeq, a predicted model, not a curated record